Molecule: messenger RNA, 1328 nt
Organism: Eutrema salsugineum
Lineage: Eukaryota; Viridiplantae; Streptophyta; Magnoliopsida; Brassicales; Brassicaceae
Product: U-box domain-containing protein 62
Exons: 8
Coding region: 143-1234 (363 amino acids)
Biological process (GO): protein ubiquitination
Molecular function (GO): ubiquitin-protein transferase activity
Source: RefSeq, a predicted model, not a curated record
AUUUUUUUCUUCACCACUCAUCUAUCUUCCUCAAGAUUCCUUCUUUGUUUCGUUAAAUCAAAUCAAUCCUUCUUACGUGCUUGAGCUAAUUUCUAGUUGUUGUUUGAUUUUCUGGGUUUUAAUUUUGCGAUCGCUCGAUUCCAUGUCCGGAAAAGGGCUCUCUCCGGCGCCGUUCAACGCGCCGCCGAUGAUUGUUCAAGAUGCUGACCCGUUACGUUUCCGGGUCGGCGAACAGGACCCUAAAACCCGUGAAUUCGCGGCUUUUAUCGGCGACCACCACCGGUAUUUCGCGGCAGCAGCAGCCGCCGCGGCCGCAGCUAACCCUCACCCUCAUCUCGAUUUCAGGCAGAAUUUCUACUCGGAGAAACCCAUCAGCGGAAACCCUAACGACAGUGGUGGAUCAGACGGAGAGGAAGACGUUGACGUCGAAGAGGAAGACGAGGAUGAUGACAUAGACGGUAACGAAGGUGAUGGCAUGAACAAAGACACUGGUGAAGAUAGUGUAUCAGCAGGAGCUGUGACAGUGGGUGGACAAGACAACGCAGCUUACUACUCGCAGCAGUUUAAGACAAUGGAUGCGAGUUUUGCUUCUAGGCAUGAGGAAUCAUCAUCAGUCGCUGCAGAAAACGGGUGUGAUUUCAGCGGCCGAAGAGACCCUUCUUCUUCGAGCAAUUCGAUCGAGUCUUUGAGGACCAUUUUGUCUGAUCCUACAACAGGGGUAUUGAUGGUUGAUGCUAUGAUAUUGCCUUGCGGACACACUUUUGGAGCUGGAGGGAUAGAACAAGUAAAACAGAUGAAAGCUUGCUGCACAUGCUCGCAGCCAGUCUCAGAAGAUUCGAUAACCCCAAAUCUCACUCUGCGAGUUGCAGUACAAGCAUUUUGCCGAGAAGAGAAGUCACAGUCAAACCAUUCAUCUAAGCGAAAACGAGAAGGAUUUGAUCAAGAGAGACGCGCGUUUGGUGACUCGACUCAUACAGGUCGUUCAAGGAAUAAAAGUAAUUAUUUCCCUUUUGCUGUGGCAGAUCGAGUUAUAAUAAAGGGAAACAAGAGGACACCACCUCGUUUUGUAGGAAGGGAAGCUGUUGUGACUACUCAAUGCUUGAACGGCUGGUAUGUGGUGAAAACGCUUGAUAAUGCCGAGAGUGUCAAGCUUCAGUAUCGUUCAUUGGCUAAAGCCCCAGAAGAUCCAUCAGCCAAGGCAACGCCAAGCAAUAUGGUCUCUAACUGGCUCUGAACAAACCAACCUUAUUACAUCACUAUGAAACCGGUUUCUGUCAUAGGUUCUCUAUGUAAGAACCAAAAACUUAUCUAAAGAUCACUGUUACAUA